Messenger RNA from Sycon ciliatum, 4587 nucleotides. RefSeq lists its product as uncharacterized. The transcript has 2 exons. NCBI's taxonomy places the organism in Eukaryota, Metazoa, Porifera, Calcarea, Leucosolenida, Sycettidae. The record is from RefSeq and is a predicted model, not a curated record. Bases 1 to 4587 code for a protein of 1528 amino acids. Gene Ontology annotation, biological process: DNA integration. Gene Ontology annotation, molecular function: nucleic acid binding.
AUGGCAGAACCAGACUCCAUCAACGCCCAGGCGAAGACGAAACGGAAGGUGCUGCAGGCCCACGUGAAGUUCUUGAACCAGCGCUCCGCUGAGGCCAAUACAUUGCUGUCUGGCACUCCAACUCCGGACGAGAUAAGUAGUCUGAUUACUGUAUUUGCUUCUACGAUAAAGAAAGGCGAGGAAUUGUUCGACUUGUUUGCUAAUGUGGUAUACGACUUUGAGGCUACAAAAAAGGGUGAUAAAGAGAAAAAGAAAUACGAUGAGCAGUAUGUCGAUGUGGUUGUGGAAUUAAUUACGGAAUGCAAUGAUCUAUUGGCACAGUUACGAGGAAAGUCAGCACAGUGUAAAACAGCAUCACCAGUGGAGAUCAUAGAUCUGACGAAGGUCAUGGAAGCCAACACGAAAACACAGGCAGAAACAGCGAAGCUAUUAAACCAGUUUGUCUCAGAACAAGGUGCCGCCAAUGGCACUCCAGUCACAGUAUCAAGUUCAACGAAGCUUCCUGUCCUAAAAAUACCUGUGUUCAAUGGCAAUGUGUUGCAGUACCCAGAAUUCAUUGACAUGUUUGAAUCCACUAUUCACAAUAAUACCAAGCUGUCCAAUGUGGAAAAAUUAGUGUACUUGAGAAAUCACCUGAGCGAUGCAGCACUAGAUACCAUAACGGGCAUUACCUUAACGGGCAAGAAUUAUGCAGCAGCAUUAGGGCUCCUAAAAGAGCGAUUUGGAAAGCCACAAGUAAUUGCCAACAUGACGUAUCACAAGCUUGUUGCCAUUAAGCCACCAGUGAACACAUCAGUAGCGUUGCAUUUGUCGAAACAUCCAGCCAUUGCAAAAUUGCCACUAGCUGAGCCCCUUGGCACCGAAAGCACCCAGGCUCCGAUUGACAUACUAAUUGGGAGCGACCAGUACUUUGAAUUUGUGGGUCUGGAGCAUUUGAAGUUGGGAAAUGGGAUUGUAAUGCUUGACACGAAACUGGGUUUCAUCCCGACGGGUAAAGCAGACCAACAUGAUUCAAGGCCAGAUAUCCAUGCAAUGUGCACGUCUGUUGAAAGCGAAGUACAACAUCCAGAUUUCGACCUACAGAAAUUCUGGAAGCUAGAGCAGAUUGGCAUAGAUGAAGAUAAUGGAGUCACAGAUGACACCCUAGCGUACGACAACUUCAAUGCAAAUGUUGAGUUCAUUAAUGGUCGUUAUGUAGUGUCAUGGCCAUGGAAAUUAGACCCAGAAACUUGCCUACCAGAGAACUUUGAUUUGGCCAAAGGUAGAUUGAAAUCUCUCAUGCACAGAAUGGAAAAAACACCAGAAGUACUCACGAAGUAUCACGAAACGAUACUGGGACAAAUGGAAAUGGGUGUAAUUGAAGAAGUCAACGACUCUAGCAGCGAACUACGCAGUGACAACAACAAUGGCAGUCACACUGACAACAACGCAGAGAGCAGCGUACAUCACUACAUACCACACCACUGUGUAGUCAAGCCGAGCAGCACGACAACGAAGAUACGCGUAGUGUACGACGCAUCUGCCAAGACGAAGGAAGGCAACAAGUCACUUAACGAGUGCAUCCACAGAGGCCCAGUGCUGCUGCCAGACCUUUGCGGCAUCCUCCUUCGCUUUCGUUUGAAUCCCAUAGCAAUGAGCAGCGAUAUUGAGAAGGCAUUCUUGCAAGUCGGCUUACAUGUCCGUGACCGCAAUGUCACACGCUUUCUUUGGGUUCGAGACCCCAGCAAGCCUCCCAGAGGUGACAACAUCGUCAUCUACAGAUUCUGCCGCAUCCCCUUUGGCGUAAUCGCAAGUCCAUUCUUGCUUGGUGCCACCAUACGACACCACAUCAGUUCUUCAGAGAACACGCAAUCGCAGGCUGUAGAGAAUAACACUUACGUCGACAAUGUCCUCGGCGGAGCGGAAAGCGUAGAAGACGCAGUAGAGUACUAUCGAGAAGUCAAGGGCAUCUUCGCUCAUGCAUCAAUGAAUCUACGGGAGUGGGCGACAAACUCCGAGUCCCUCAAGCAGCAGAUCCCCGAGAGCGAUCGCGCAAUCGCUCAACUCGUCAAGGUCCUUGGUAUGGAGUGGGACACAAACUUGGAUGUGCUAGGGCUCACUCCAAACCCAGCUGAACUAAAAAACGUUCAGACGAAGCGACACAUGCUGAGCGUGUUAUCAUCGUUCUACGAUCCACUGGGAAUCUAUUCGCCAAUCGUAUUCCGCGCGAAGGUUCUACUUCAGGAGAUCUGGAAACUGAAGUGCAAUUGGGACGAUGUCUUGCCAGCAGCUAUUCUUACAGAGUGGCAUGAGAUAGCUCAUGACUUAUCCACAGCCAGCCAAACCAGAAUACCAAGACUUGCGAGUUUCACUUCCAACGUUGAACCAAGGUAUGAGCUCCAUGUUUUCUGUGACGCAUCAAAGGCAGGCUACGGAGCUGUGGCGUAUCUACGCACUAUCUCGACGAACGUGUCUGUUCGCUUACUCUUUGCCAAGUCUCGUGUGGCACCGUUAAAGGAAACAACAAUACCGAGGUUGGAGUUACUCGCAGCCACGCUAGGUGCUCGAAUGAUCAACUUCUUACGGAAAGAACUCCCUCUUCAGCUCACUACGUACUUGUGGUCAGAUUCUCAAUGUGUGCUAGGAUGGGUGAAAGGGAAGGGCAAGGAUCUGCCGACGUUCGUAGCACAUAGGGUCGCAGAAAUCAGCCGCAAUGAAGACGUGCAAUUCUGUUAUGUGAACACAAGAAGCAAUCCUGCCGAUCAACUCUCAAGAGGCACCACGACUGCAACCCUCCUCAAGAGUAAUCUGUGGUGGACAGGUCCCGAGUGGUUGGCGGAUGUACAAUGGGCACCGGAUACUGAUUCUUGUCAAGAAGAAGUCCUUCACGCCGCUUUGUCGGGGGAGGGUCCUGCGGAGCAACAGGCGAGCAACCCCCCACCGGCUGGUAUUCAUAUUGAGAAAUCAUCAUCCUUCGCGAAAGUGAUCAGGGUUACAGCAUGGGUACAGCGUUUCAUAAAGUCAGCAAGAAAGUCUCGUCCAACAUCACCAUACUUAUCGGUUGACGAACUUCAGACCGCGGAAAUGCUUUGGCUGAAACAUGCGCAAGCCAAUGAUUACCCAGCAGAACUGGAAGCCAUCAAGAACAACAAGAAAACCAAGAGCGACUUGAUGUUCAAGUUGGGUCUCUUUAUUGAUGAAGAAGAUGGCCUAAUCAAGUGCAGAGGCAGGAUGAAGAAUGCAGAACUGCCAUCAAAUGCUAAAUUCCCGAUUCUCCUCUGCGGAAAGAGUGCGCUGACGAGAUUGAUCAUUUCUGAUGUACACCAGAGAGUUCUCCACGCUGGCGCUAGUCACACGCUUGUGGAAUUACGUAAACGCUUCUGGGUGACACGAGGUAGAAAAGAGGUCACGAAUGUAGUUAAUCAGUGCAAGGUAUGCAAACGGUUUGAGGGUGGCCCCUUUGCAAUGCCCAAGUUCGCACCUCUCCCCAAAGAACGGGUAACCCGCAGCGCACCAUUUGUCAGGACUGGCAUUGAUUACUUUGGGCCCCUGACUGUUAAAGCCAAUGGAGAAAACAAGAAAGUUUGGGUGGUACUGUUCACUUGUCUGGCAACACGGGCAUUGCACUUAGAGCUUGUACUAGAUAUGACUACUGACAGCUUUCUAAUGGCGUUUAAGCGAUUCGUCGCUCGCCGCGGUACACCGGCUACAAUCGUGUCUGAUAAUGCUAAACAGUUUAAAUUGGCAGACGUCACAAUGGAGCAAUUGUGGAAAUCCAUUAAUACCAAUGCGAAUGUAUUCUCGACACUUGCCACUAUGGGUAUUGAAUGGCGGUUUAUCGUUCAACUAUCACCAUGGAUGGGAGGGGUGUAUGAACGCCUCGUCCAGUCCGUAAAGCGAAUGCUCAGGAAAUCCCUCGGUAAACGAAUUCUAAAGGCCGAGGAACUUUGCACACUGCUGACAGAAGUAGAGGGAAUUCUGAACAGUAGGCCUCUCACGUAUGUGGGUGAAGAUUUCAAUGGGUUUAUCCUCACACCAGCGCACUUCUUGUGCCUCAACAACACUCUAACACUGCCGGGUGAGCAGUUAGAUACGAAUGAUCCAGAUUUCUGUGUCAACGCCUCGGGUGAUUUACUUCUCCAGAAGUUCAAUGUAUGUCAGCAGCAGCUGAAUCGCUUCUGGCAAUUAUGGCAAGACGAGUAUCUAGCAACACUGAGAGAGCGUGGCGAUUACCAGCUACGACAAGGACGUAUUCGUGCCACUGACGAGCCAGCAGUUGACACAGUUGUCAUCAUCCGCGAGGAAACACUGCCCCGAGUUAGCUGGCCAAUCGGCCGCAUUGUGAAACUGCACGAAUCUUCAGAUGGUGAGACAAGAUCCGCCACCAUUCAGCUCCCCACUGGUAGGACAGUCAGACGGUCACUAUGUCAUCUUUACCCGCUGGAAUGUCCAUCAACACCAGCACAGGUGAGUAGUGAACCCGAACCAGUACCGGCAACUGAGAGCGCAUCCAGUAGUGAUACCACCAGCAUGACUCGGCCCAAGCGGCACGCAGCAGCUCGGUUUCAAGAACAGCUAGGUGAGCUUAUACGAGACGGAGCAGUUUAG